Morone saxatilis (striped sea-bass) is the source of this 1339-nucleotide messenger RNA. It is a transcript of the gene tac1, whose product is annotated as tachykinin precursor 1. The transcript is spliced from 5 exons. The coding region runs from base 254 to 601 and encodes 115 amino acids. The record is from RefSeq and is a predicted model, not a curated record. Gene Ontology annotation, biological process: tachykinin receptor signaling pathway. Lineage: Eukaryota; Metazoa; Chordata; Actinopteri; Moronidae.
CCGAAGACCGCAGAGGCUGCAGAGCGAGCGCGCGGAGAGCUUCGGAGACAUUUGGCGGGAGCCCGACACAGCGCUUUGACGCACGCACGCACGCACUAUGGACUACUGUUGAGCUCAGAGAAAAGACGCACAGUACAGCCGCUGCUCGCGCCUCAAAAACGUACUCGUUUGUGUUUUUGUUCUGAAGUUGAUUAUCGGCCGUUAUUUUAAUACAACUCUACGUCUAAGUGAAUCUAAAAGCAGGUCUGGCAUCAUGAAGUUGCUGCUUUUACCUGUUUUAAUGGCUUUUUUCGCCGUCGCCCAAGUUUUCUGCGAGGAAAACGACCCAAAAGAAGACGCUGACUACUGGACGAGCAGUAAUCAGAUUCAGGACGGCUGGCUCUCCAACGACCCAUUCAGAGAAAUCCUCCUGAGGAUGACGAGAAAGCCGCGGCCGCAUCAGUUCAUCGGCCUGAUGGGGAAACGCUCCAUGGCAAACGCACAGAUCACCCACAAAAGGCAUAAAGUCAACUCCUUUGUCGGACUGAUGGGGAAAAGAAGCCAAGAGGAGCCAGAGCCCUAUGAGUGGAGCACAAUACAGACGUACGACAAGCGCCGCUGAGCAAUCACCUCCUCUCCUGCCUGCUUCUCAUCUAGCCAUUCCUCAUCCACGGGAGGGGUGCCCGACGCUGCUUUUGUUUUCUCAGAAACUGUGUGUAGCUGUUAGUCAAAUAAAAUGAUUCUGUUUCCACAUUGUAGUGAUGUAGCAGUGCUGUAUCUGUGCCAGUUUCAUUCGUCCCAGCAGAAGGUGGAUCAGGAGGGGGAAUGGUGUCAUUAUCAAUGUUAGUGUUUUCUGUGAGCGUUUUCCACCAUCUGCCGUGCUACAAAAGACGAACUGUUGUUGUGGACCAUCAAUGCAAAGCUAUACCCUGGGGUAUGCUGAAAAUUGCACUGCCAAAGUCUCUGUAUAGUGCCUCAUAACUGUUUAAUUGCAACUGAUUGUUCUAUAAAUAACACACUGGUUCUCCUUUUGACUUUCAACUGACUUUAGAAGAGCUGUCAUGUUCUCCACCUGCACAUAUGGUGCAGUAUGACAGGAUACCUGUGUGUAAUAUUAAAAUUAUUUUCUUUACUGGUUCAACUUCAGCUUGCAAGUUGUGAAUUCCUUGUGAAAAAAAAAAACCUCGUGGUGUUCAGAGCAUCUGAAAAAGUGAGGUAAGAGCGCACUCCGUUGGACAACAGAGGUACUACACACUGACAAACCACUCCAGUUCCAAGAGGUGAAUUUAUUUUAGCAGCGAUUAGUACGAAACUCCAACAAUACGGAAAAAUCUAGUUAGGCAGAUCAUGGACAAAAAAA